CGUCGAGGGGUCCGGCGGGCGUGCGGGGAUGAGCGGAUCCCUGAGCCGGGCAGCGGCGGCUCUGCUCCGCUGGGGGCGCGGUGCGGGCGGCGGCGGUCUGCGGGGCCCGGGCGUGCGGACGGCGGGCUCGGGCGGCGGCGGGGGCAGCUCGGCGGAGCAGCUGGACGCCCUGGUGAAGAAGGACAAGGUGGUGGUCUUCCUCAAGGGGACUCCGGAGCAGCCCCAGUGCGGCUUCAGCAACGCGGUGGUGCAGAUCCUGCGGCUGCACGGCGUCCGCGACUACGCGGCCUACAACGUGCUGGACGACCCCCAGCUCGGACAAGGCAUUAAAGACUAUUCCAACUGGCCCACCAUCCCGCAGGUGUACCUCAAAGGCGAGUUCGUGGGGGGCUGUGACAUUCUGCUGCAGAUGCACCAGAAUGGGGACCUGGUGGAGGAACUGAAAAAGCUGGGGAUCCGCUCCGUCCUUUUGGAUGAAAAGAAAGACCAAGACUCAAAGUGA
Messenger RNA from Zalophus californianus (California sea lion), 502 nucleotides. RefSeq names its product glutaredoxin-related protein 5, mitochondrial-like. The record is from RefSeq and is a predicted model, not a curated record. Bases 29 to 502 code for a protein of 157 amino acids. Lineage: Eukaryota; Metazoa; Chordata; Mammalia; Carnivora; Otariidae. The transcript has a single exon.